AUGAAGCGGAAAGAUCGGAGGGAGUCCGAGGACGUCAAGCCAUCGACGUCUUCCAAAAAUGAGAAGGAGCCCGCGUCGAAGAAGGGCCGGAAAUCGAAGGGCGACAAGGAGAAUCAUCGACGCAGCAGGCGGAGCCCCUCGGAAGAUGGCUUCGACGCGAAGGAGUACAAAACCUCCUACUUCCUCCCGCUCACCAAAUUGAACGACCACAUCACGUGUCAGAUUUGCAAGGGCUACCUCAUCGAUGCAACUACGGACAAGGACAACAAUUGCCCCCAGUGCGGCGAGCUGAUUCACCAGUCCCACCCGUCUCACUAUGUCGCCUUUGACCGCACGAUGCAGGAUAUUGUUUACAGGCUUGUGCCAGGAAUGUUCGCCGAGGAAAAACGGAGAAGAUACGAUUUCCUGAGACGGCAAAAUAAAAAGCAGGGCAUUAUCGAUGAGCCGAUGCCCGGAAGAAGGAAGAAGUCAUCGAUGUUGGGCCAAUGUAUAAAUGCUAUCAAACAAAACCGGAAGUGUCACAUCACCGCCAAGGGGACCAGACAAUGG
Molecule: messenger RNA, 549 nt
Organism: Mesorhabditis spiculigera
Lineage: Eukaryota; Metazoa; Nematoda; Chromadorea; Rhabditida; Rhabditidae
Source: the annotation of a GenBank genome assembly